CGUAUUUGUUUCUCGUUCGCUACCUGGCGGUUUUGUGGAUCUUGCGAUGCCUGAGCCAGCUAAGUCUGCUUCUGCUCCGAAGAAGGGUUCCAAAAAGGCGGUGGCCAAGGCCCAGAAAAAGGAUGGCAAGAAGCGCAAGCGUAGUCGCAAGGAGAGCUACUCCGUGUAUGUGUACAAGGUGUUGAAGCAGGUUCACCCGGAUACCGGUAUUUCCUCCAAAGCCAUGGGUAUCAUGAAUUCAUUUGUCAACGACAUCUUCGAGCGCAUCGCGGGCGAGGCGUCGCGUCUGGCGCAUUACAACAAACGCUCAACCAUCACGUCCAGGGAGAUCCAGACGGCCGUGCGCCUGUUGUUGCCUGGGGAGUUGGCCAAGCAUGCCGUGUCCGAGGGCACCAAGGCUGUUACCAAGUACACCAGCUCCAAAUAAGCUCGCUCCCUCUCCAGUAACUCAAGGCUCUUUUAAGAGCCACCCACAUUGUCUCUUAAGGGUCUGUAACUCCAGACUUCAAAAUUAUAUUUAUGUAUGACCUAGGAAAGAGAAAAAGCUCUGAAAGCUUCGGAAAGUUAU
Delphinapterus leucas (beluga whale) is the source of this 568-nucleotide messenger RNA. NCBI's taxonomy places the organism in Eukaryota, Metazoa, Chordata, Mammalia, Artiodactyla, Monodontidae. The record is from RefSeq and is a predicted model, not a curated record.